UAAACCCUUCUCAGCCUCAACCUCAACUCCGCUCAACUCCAUUCCCAACCUCGCUUCAGAUCUACACACUCUAAUCCCACUAUUCAUACAUUAAUCAUUGUUGAUUAAUUAAUUAAUUAAUUAGAGACAUUGGCGAUGGUGGAGGCACAGACAUGGACAACCCGAAGAAUGAGCAAUCCGAGGUUGGACACACACAACGACCAAGUAGUCGACAUCCCUCCCACACCCCCGGGAGACCUCCGUAACAACUUCGGAUCCAACAACGUUUCUCCCACACUCUUAACGGCGUUGAUAAUCGCUUCAUGGUACCUCUCCAACAUCGGUGUCCUUCUCCUCAACAAGUACCUCCUCAGCUUCUACGGCUACCGUUUCCCCAUCUUCCUCACAAUGCUCCACAUGCUAUCCUGCGCCGCCUACAGCUACGUCUCCAUCAACUUCCUCGAAAUCGUUCCCCUUCAACACAUCCACUCCAAAAAACAGUUCCUCAAGAUCUUCGCCCUCAGCGCCAUCUUCUGUUUCUCCGUUGUUUGCGGCAACACCUCCCUCAGGUACCUCCCUGUUUCCUUCAACCAAGCCAUCGGCGCAACCACGCCGUUUUUCACAGCCAUAUUCGCUUUCUUAAUCACCUGUAAAAAAGAAACCGCAGAGGUUUACCUCGCUUUGUUACCCGUUGUGUUUGGGAUCGUCGUCGCCAGCAAUAGCGAACCCUUGUUUCACUUGUUCGGGUUUUUGGUUUGCGUUGGUUCCACUGCGGGCCGCGCUUUGAAGUCGGUGGUUCAGGGGAUUCUGUUAACGUCUGAAGCAGAGAAGCUUCACUCCAUGAACUUGCUUCUCUAUAUGGCUCCCAUGGCGGCGUUGAUAUUGCUUCCUUUUACGCUCUAUAUUGAAGGGAAUGUGUUGGGUUUGACCGUCGAGAAGGCUAAGGGGGAUCCGUUUAUUGUGUUCUUGUUGGUUGGGAAUGCCACGGUGGCGUAUUUGGUGAAUCUGACGAAUUUUCUGGUGACGAAACAUACGAGUGCUUUGACGUUGCAAGUGUUGGGGAAUGCUAAAGCUGCGGUGGCGGCGGUUGUUUCCGUUUUGAUAUUUAGGAAUCCGGUGACGGUGAUGGGAAUGGCGGGGUUCGGCAUCACUAUCAUGGGUGUGGUGCUUUACAGCGAAGCCAAAAAAAGGUCCAAAGUUACAACUCAUUGAUUCAUUCUCACGUGAUUCUCAACUCAACGUUCCUUUUCUUUUUACACGUUCCGUUUCAAGGUGGUUACAGUUCAACAACAUCCAAUGAUCCAAAACAUUGAAAAAUGACAUCCUUUACAUACAUGCAUUUGGCCUAAUCUCGGAAAUUGGCUGCUGGUACGAUAUCUGCGUCAAGCAGGUUGAAAGUUAGAUUGCGUCUUUCUCAAUAUAGGUAUUUAAGAUAUAGGC
Molecule: messenger RNA, 1419 nt
Organism: Abrus precatorius (Indian licorice)
Lineage: Eukaryota; Viridiplantae; Streptophyta; Magnoliopsida; Fabales; Fabaceae
Product: probable sugar phosphate/phosphate translocator At1g12500
Exons: 2
Coding region: 136-1191 (351 amino acids)
Cellular component (GO): Golgi apparatus
Molecular function (GO): antiporter activity
Source: RefSeq, a predicted model, not a curated record